Molecule: messenger RNA, 1149 nt
Organism: Papaver somniferum (opium poppy)
Lineage: Eukaryota; Viridiplantae; Streptophyta; Magnoliopsida; Ranunculales; Papaveraceae
Exons: 2
Coding region: 1-1149 (382 amino acids)
Biological process (GO): proteolysis
Molecular function (GO): aspartic-type endopeptidase activity
Source: RefSeq, a predicted model, not a curated record
AUGAAAAAGUCAAUGGACUCCCCAUUUGUUGGAAAGAUAAGGCGCUUCCGCCCCCCCUCCUCCUCGAAUUUCAACCAGCCUCAAUUCAAGGAAUUUUUUGACGGAUGCAAUGGAAAUCUAGCGGAGCAUGUCCAACGAUUUCAAGCUUCAAUGAGUUUGUGGAGCUACAUCGACGAGCUACUCUGCGGAACCUUUCCAUUGACCUUGACGGAAGUUCAACCAGUAGAAACCCUCAAAGAGUUGUAUGACAGGGGUGAUAGGUACGCGAAAGCCGAGAAGGAAAAUAAAGAAAAGUUAUCACGGACAACAAAAAGGUCCGGAACUGAGGGACACGAGAAACCGAAGCAGAAAUUCGAUGGCAGUACCAAAAGCAAGAGCCAUGAAGGUCAUACGAGGAAAAUGAGAAACGAUGAAGAUUCUCACAAGACUCAAGAAAAACAAAAAGAGAAGUUUCCCAAGCUGAAUAUUGGACUUGGUGAACUAUUUAAGAAGCUUAAAGACUCGCUACCCAUUCCAAAACUAUUAUUGAUUGAAACAAGGGAUAAGAAUAAAUAUUGUGCUCAUCACCAAGAUCAUAGGCACAAUACGGAUACUUGUCGUACGCUCGCAGCAGAAGUCCAAAGGAUGAUUGAAGAAGGAAAGCUGCAGCAAUACGUAAAGAAGAAUCCAGCACAGGUCAACACACUGGUGAACACACUAGAUCUACGAGAGAUCAGAGUAAGCCACGUAAGAGUCAAUUCAACUUCGAGAAAGGCUCAGGAAGAUGCUACACGAUUGAAGUUGCGUCAUAUUAAUGAUUGGCGAUUAUCGAACACGGUCGACUAUGCCAAUCUGAUUGGCACUGAGAUUUUGGAAGAGGGAAAGACUGAGAUAUCAUUUUCGAACGCUGGCCUUGCUGGAGUAUAUCAACCACAUAAUGAUGCGAUCGUGAUUUUAGCUCUCAUUGGAAUGUACAAGGUACGUCGAGUUCUGGUUGAUACUGGAAGCUCAAUUAGCAUCAUAUUCUCGGGAGCAUACUCUUCAAUGAGUCUGAAUGAGAACCAAGUCGAAGCAGAUGAUAACCCUAUUAUCGGAUUUAAUGGUGAAAUAAUGACAGAAAUGGGAAGAUUCAAUCUACCUACGAUGGUGGGAGGAAGGACAAUUAUGUAA